Messenger RNA from Drosophila serrata, 707 nucleotides. RefSeq names its product transmembrane protein 18 (gene Tmem18). Lineage: Eukaryota; Metazoa; Arthropoda; Insecta; Diptera; Drosophilidae. Gene Ontology annotation, cellular component: nuclear membrane. The record is from RefSeq and is a predicted model, not a curated record.
CCGCUAGUUGUUGUUUUUUUUUUCAACGCAGCCAUGUAUUCUCGGUAAACAAAAUUGGUGAUAAUAUCGUUCGACAUAAACGAGGAAAAGUGUUGGCAAGACAAAAUUUGGACCAUGCAUCCGGGUCAAAUGGAAGUGAAUGAAGUGACCGGCUACUUGUCAUUUCUGCUCAGCAUCGAUUGGACAGAUCCGUGGCUGAUUGGCCUAGUUGUGGUCCAUGUCCUGACCACAACAACAGCCCUGCUGAGCCGGAACAACACCAACUUCCAGGUCUUCCUGUUCCUAGUACUGCUGCUGGCGGUUUAUUUCACGGAGAGCAUAAAUGAGUAUGCGGCCCAGAACUGGAGCUCCUUCUCCAAGCAGCAAUACUUUGAUAGCAAUGGACUGUUUAUCUCCACAGUUUUCUCCAUUCCCAUACUCCUCAACUGCAUGCUGCUGAUCGGAACUUGGCUCUACAACUCCACGCAGCUGAUGGUCUCGUUGAAAACAGCCCAACUCCGAGAGCGAGCGCGUCAGGAACGGCUAAACCAGACAUUAGCCACGGCUGAGCAGGAGAAAGCUGAUUAGAAAUUGGAUUUAAUCUGAAAUCAUUUGGGCUGUGAGCAAUUCAUCACUUUCCAAAAAAAGCUGGCAGAAUUUUCCCACAGACAUGUUCAAACUAGGCCAAUAAUAUAAUGAAAAAGAUCAAAUGAAUCAUUUCAAAUAUA